Messenger RNA from Candidula unifasciata, 4089 nucleotides. The record is from the annotation of a GenBank genome assembly. NCBI's taxonomy places the organism in Eukaryota, Metazoa, Mollusca, Gastropoda, Stylommatophora, Geomitridae.
AUGGACAUGAAUUCUAAACCAGCUUCACCACAUGACCGAUCUAACCCAAGCAUUCAGACCCCAGAGAAACUGGAUGUGGAUUGUCUGCAAGUGCCACCACUUCAACGUUCCAAUCCUUUAGCUCAGCUGCCAUCAUUCCCAACCUUGACAGGAGAGUACCCAAUUCUCAUUUCAAAAACGGCUGACGGAAGUGCCAUGGUAACCAACUUUAGAUUCUAUGCCUGUGAACAGCGGUCCUUCAUCAACAUUCCUCUCAUGAUGGUCGCAGAGUUGAUUGUCAUUGAAGCUGCCAAACGUCUGCGUAUUGGGUGUAAAGAUGGUGCCACCUACAGUUGCACUUUUGCUACCAAUGAAGACCUAACUGCUUGUACCAACUUACUGAAGGAGAAGACAGGACUGCCUGCGAACAAAAAGACCCUGUUUGCGUACAGAUUCUAUGAGGUAGCCAUGCGCAGAAAAGAGCUGAAAUCUGGCUUGACCAAGCUGGAGGAAGAGCAUAUUCAGCUCUGUGAACCUGUGGAUCUAAAAUUCGCAUACAGCUUUGACAAGGAGGUCGUGCGUUUAGGAUUUGACACAAACAAAGAAAAAAUAUGGCGAAUGAGUCAUGCGAAUGAAAAUUUUGAGUUUUGUCCAACAUAUCCCAAGCUACAUAUUCUUCCAGCAACUGUUGAUGAUGAUAAGUUGAAGGUCAGCCUGGACUUCAGAGCUAUGAAACGGUUUCCAUCUGUUGUUUGGAGAGACAGAAGAACGGGAAUGGUGUUAAUACGCAGCAGCCAGCCUCUGUCCAGUUUCUUGGGAGUGAGCUAUUUUACCAACCAGUCGGAUGUUUUCCUCAUUGAAGAAAUUGUCAAUGCCUGUAACAAAGACUGGAAGCUGAUAGAAGAGCACAGCAAAUCUGUGCGUGCGUUGCCGGAUACCAGGGUCAACGACAGCCAUGGGCAAGAGAAAGGUCAAGAGUUCAGUGCUCACAAAGGAGAUGGGGCCCAGGGAUCCCUAGUGAGUGAUGACCCAGCUGGAGCCAAUGACCACGGGGCGAGCAAUGGCAACUGCUACUAUGAUGAUGGAUUCAAACCUAAAAAACUGGCCAUAGUAGACUGUCGGAGUCUGGCUGGCGUGUGGGGCAAUAGUUUUAAAGGUGGAGGAACUGAAGAUGAAGUUGUCUACAAGUGCAACAUUGUGCACCUGGACCUGGCCAACAUCCAUACAGUCAGGGACAGUUUUAACAAGCUCCGGGCCUUAUGUCAUGCUUAUGUGGAAGGAACAUUCUAUAAGAACCUCACCGGCUGUAUGUGGCUGACAUAUAUAUCUGCACUGUUGCGAGGCGCAAACAUAGUAGUGGAACUAAUGCAUGUGAUGAAGAGACCGGUUCUGGUGCACUGUUCCGAUGGGUGGGACAGGACAUCUCAGAUAGUUUCUCUUUCAGAACUGAUGAUGGACCCUUACUACAGAACAUUAGAGGGUUUUCAGGUGCUAGUGGAGAGAGAGUGGCUACACUUUGGUCACAAGUUUGGUGAGCGGGGCGGCCAUGAUCCAAGCUGCAGUGAUACUAGUCAGAUGAGUCCAAUCUUUCUGCAGUUCCUGGACUGUGUCCACCAGUUGACCCUUCAGUAUCCAGCCGAGUUUCAGUUCAACGAGGCUUAUCUGGUGAAACUCCUUCAAAACUCCCAGAGCUGCCUGUUUGGCAAUUUCCUAUACAACUGCCAGAAAGAGAGGGAGAACUGUUCUCAGAAAACAGCGUCAGUGUGGUCUCUGCUAAAACCAGAGAGAUCACAGUUUGUCAACCUGCUUUACAGGCCAGCAGACAACAAGGUACUGACAGCCAAGGUGAGCGAACAUGAAAUCGUCUUAUGGAAGUCUGUCUACAUGGCCGGGUUGUCUCCAAUGCUCCACUUUAGUCAGACAGACUUUGGUCAUGAAUUGGCUCAUUUGGGUGGAGGUGAAGAUACCAGUAAUCCAUCAACUGAUGGACUUCCUCGGUCUAAGUCAGCAGAUGACAUGUCCAAGAUCAGUGUCGACAGCGGACGCCGCAACAGUGACCCUAGCAUUACUCAGAGCCAGGAACUGAUAUCUGUGUCUCCAGCAGGCACACACAGUCUGCAUGACGAUUCCUUGCUUCUUCAUCCCAAGCAACAUCAGGGGGAGCCUGCUCAUUUGUUACAAUCCCAGAGUCCAACGGUUCAGCUUAAGGAGUGUGUAGGGGAUGGUUCCAGGGUAGUUUCUAGCACAUCUUCCAGCAUUGAGCGCAGCAGCAGUCAACAUUCAUGUUGUAGUACUGACUCAUUAGAUAAGCUGCAGAUCGAGUGUGCCACCAUUUCACCUUCACUAGAUGUUGUCCAACUUUAUCCAGAUAAGAUGUAUGUCAAUGGACACAGCUGUGAUGCUGAACUUUCCAGUGAACCAGUAAGUAUUAAAAAAAUAGGUCCCUCUCUUUUAUCAGAGGAUUCUGGUGCUCAUAGUUUGGAUGCAUUGUCCUCGGCUGUGUUCUGCCAGGAGAAUGGCCUGCCUCUGGCCUCUAGUGAACAAACAGUGUGUUGUGAUAGUCAUAUGAUUAGUAAUGAUUCCCAAGUGCUUUCAGAGAGGACCCCACUUUCCGCUUUCAAUGACAGCCCCUGUACUGGCAUUGCAAGUUGCAAUGGAGGCUGGAGUAAAAUUUGUGACAAGUUGGUAGAUAACUUUGCCUCAAGGACUAACUCUUCUCUAAAAUACGAUUCAUUCUGUGGCUCGGCCACUUCUGCCUGCAACUCAGAGCUAAUUUUGUUGAUGUCAGAAAGAUCAGCACUGUCUGCCGACAUAGGGCUAACGCAGAAUGCCAAGUCUGAGACCUGUUGUCUGACUAAUGGCACCGUACACAGUCAACGUAAUGGAGAUGAUAGAGAACAUUCCAUGAAUUCUGAGGAAUUGUGUCACAUCACUGCUGCACUGAAAGCUCAAGUUUCCAGAAAGCUGCACGAAACAUCUGGUCAUCUGAAUGGCCACUACACUGAUGGAGGUAGAAUGUGUAAGCAGGUUAUGAAAGCUGGCAUUGAGGAACCCAACUGUUACAAUAACAUCAUGUUACCAAAGAAGUUGUUGAACUGUCCACAACGUGUUGACAUGGAUAGUUCCAGAUCUUCCAUCAAUUCUGUCUCAACUGAUACUCUAAAUGGAGACCUGGAUGCAGGAAAUGAUAUCCUUUCUCCUCCACUCCCCUCAUUCUCAAAGCCUUUAGAGGUGAACACACAUGAUGACAAGUUGACUGUGGCAGUUCCUGUGAAGACAGCACUGCAUUCAUCUUCUGUAUUGAAAGUCAAUGGCUAUCCUUCAGAGGACAUGGAAAUUUCCGGUUCAAAUUUAGUUUCCAGGAGAGCAAGGGCUGCUUCCGGGGCUAGUCGAGACUUGAGUGUGUCUCCCUGCGCUUGUCGGAGGCAGCUGUCAGAUGCUGGUCGCUUGUUGUACUCCAAUGGAAGCGAACUAAUCUCUAGACGAAUACUAGGCGCCACUGUUGCCACAAGCACCACAGAUAUCAGUGAUUCUCAUGUUGCCCAGCUUCGACAGCCCAGCAUUUCACAGCACAUCGACGUUGAUGGUCUGACCUUAUUCUGUGAUGAGAGGCAAGACCUACUGGCGCAGGUGAUCGCUGAGAAGGAUCGCAAAAUUGAGGACCUCAGGUUCAAACUGAACUAUUUCAUUGAGAUGUCCAGGGGAUUCAUGUCACACCAGCAACAGCCACAGCCGGCUCUGUUGGAUGACUUGGUGAAUGACUCAGACGGAGGGGAAUUGGUGUCACUAGGUGCCAUCAGCAAUGCCUCGGAUGCCAGCUGGGAGGCAGUGGAGAAGUCUGAAGCCGAGAUCAUCAUGUGGGUGCCUGAUGCCGCCGUCACACACUGCGCUGGGUGCGAUGCGGAGUUUCGGAUGUUGAGACGCAAGCAUCACUGUCGAAACUGUGGGAAAGUAUUUUGCGCCGACUGCUCUGACAGACUGGCACCAGUGCCCCACCAGCACUUGAACAACCCUGAGAGGGUGUGUCGCCGAUGUUACUCACACCUUGUGCAGCUGAGCCCAGGUGCAUCCUCUGAUGGCCGGAUCCCUACGCUCGUGGCCAAUGGCUGA